CGGGAAUCCACGAUGGGUAUCAGUGUAUUAACAGGCCCGUAGCCAGGAUUUCCAAAGAAGCACACUGAUUAUGAAAGAAAUAGAUUUCGGAAAAUGAGGCAUUGACAGAAUGACACCCUGGAUAAACAUCGUCGUAUUCCUUUGCAUAAGAGGAACAUUUCAAAUCGAUGAAGACUACGAUAAUGUUCAAGACAUGAUAUUAAAGGAAUUCAAUGAAAAUGCGGAAAUACAUCAAAUCCGAGAUGCUCAUCAACAACAGAAUAUCAGUGUCGCAAGGGAAAAUGAAAUGGAGAAAAAAAUAUGUGAUCAGAAAAUGCGCACGUGUAAGGGCAGAUGCGGUGUUCCGAAAAAUACAAGCAGCCUCAGUGAUUUUUAUUGCCAAUGUGACGACAAAUGUGCCCACUACCAAGACUGUUGUGUUGAUUUUGAGAGCGAGUGCAACAUCAACAUCAACAUCUCCAAAUAUGGCGAACAGACAGGUGGACAAAGGUCUAAACAUAGCUGUAUCAAAAUAAGCCCGUCAAAUAUGGUGUACAUGGACGAAACGUGUGCAAGCGAUUAUAUUGGGAGUGCUUUAGAAGAACAAUGUAGAAGCAGAGAUACUGUUCUUGGUCUAUUACCAGCUUAUGACAAUCAAACAGAAACUCACUACAGAAACGUAUUUUGCGCAAGAUGUAAUGAUGUCCAGUCCGCUGUAUUGUGGGAGACAAAGUACAGUUGUGUUCAAGACAUAUUUGAUGAGUCGGAUUUUCAGAGUCCUGGAACAAAUACAUUAUGGAGAGUUAUGAGUUCACCAUUUUGUUCCAUUGAGUAUGUCCCUCCUUUGAAGAAUCAUCUACUACUGAGACCAUGUAUACCAACUAUCUCGAGAUGUCCAGAGGGUACAAAUAGCUCAUUGGCCAAUCUGUGUGCGUACUCUAACUUAGACCCCUUUUCUACAUACCGACAGCAAUACUCUGCCUACCAUAACUGGUAUUGCUACAUGUGCACUGAAACUGAUUGGUCACGGCCUACGUGUACUGUUCGUUUGAGACAGAUAAGUCUUCAAAGGAGUCCCGACUUGUCCUUGUUUUCGUUCAGUGUAAUCGUGGAUGUGAGAUCAGAUACUGAAAUGACAUUGAGAUCUCAAGUGGGACACGGUAUCGGUGGAUUGAACGUUAAGAUCGCCUGUAAGUCUGACGAUCGUGGUUGCAAGGCUCUAACCUGCCCAAAGGCAUAUGAACAAGUUGGACAUACAUGUAAAUUGAUUAGUAUCAUUGUCCCCGUGCAAAUCUCUUGUAACUUUUCAAUGAGGCACGACAGAUGGUCGGUAUACCAAAUCACUGAGACAUAUAUCAAAGAUAUUUUUGAUCCAAUUGGGUUCAUUCUAAAAACUGAUUUUCGGGGAGUUGGGAAAGAUUUUAGGUUCAGAUUCAAUACAUCGUUCCCUGAGAAGUCUACAUUCUCUCAAAUUUCCACAAGAAUGGCUUCAGACUCUAAAGUCUUUAAAGGGAAAGUGGAAAUCUCUCUCCCACAACUUAAUGGUUUUAGAAUGACGUAUGAUAUGACAUUUGUAAGGGACAAUGACACUCAUGUCACACAAGAUUUUUCUCGAGUCAAAAAAAAUGCUUCUCAUAUUGAAAAACAUUUGACAAGUUGUGGGCUCCGCACAAGUUACAGAAUGGCAGGGAUGCUUUUCGUGUUUUUGUAUGUGAGCAGACAUAUCUUCAAUGACUGCUUCAUCUGGUAA
Messenger RNA from Owenia fusiformis, 1729 nucleotides. The record is from the annotation of a GenBank genome assembly. NCBI's taxonomy places the organism in Eukaryota, Metazoa, Annelida, Polychaeta, Sabellida, Oweniidae.